Molecule: messenger RNA, 1956 nt
Organism: Neurospora tetraspora
Lineage: Eukaryota; Fungi; Ascomycota; Sordariomycetes; Sordariales; Sordariaceae
Product: CHL4-domain-containing protein
Exons: 3
Biological process (GO): chromosome segregation; CENP-A containing chromatin assembly
Source: RefSeq, a predicted model, not a curated record
GUGGGAGACCCCACUAGCCGGGGGUACGUACCUGGAUUCCGGACGUUGAACGCACGGGCCAGCCGAUACUGCGGCUCUGUUAACCGUCGAUCCGGAGACGCUUCUUCACGGCGCAAGUGGGGCCAACACGCGGCUCGGUUGUUGACUUGGACGCGGUCUCGACAACCACCAUCCCGGCCUCCACAUCCCGUCCCGGUCGGCCAAGCCCGGAGGGGCCACCAAUCCAUGAACCCCAACGAACCCCAUCGCAAAAUGGCGCCCAUCUCCAUCCCCACCACCGCGCGUCUGCCCUCCUCCUUACGCGUCGACCCCUCCAACCCAGCCGUCUUCAAGAUCCUCAAUCGGCUCUCGCGCGCUUCGCUCCUCACCCUCGCACUCGACUGGCUCGACGAGCGCAACCUCGCCCUAGCAGCUCCCUACCUCCGCCAACGCUCCUCCGACGAAUACGAAGACGACGAAGACGAUGACGAAGACGAAUAUGCCGACGACUUCAACCCACCCGCGCGCUCCCUCGACGCGCUCCAGGAGCUCUACACAAGUCUACAAUCGCGCAAGGGAUCCAAGCGGGAGGUGAUUGACAGGAUUAUCGAGGGGGACUGGCGCCAUGGUCUGACGCUUUAUCAGCUGGCUAUGGCGGAUAUCCAGUAUCUUUAUGAUCACCCGACGUCGCAGAAGUGGGCGGCUUAUCGGAUUAUGCCUUUAAAGCCACUGUCUACAAACGAAGAAGAGGAGGACCAACAACCGGAAAUCGACAAAGAGUCUCUCGUCAUCCCGCGUUUCCACCCUUCUACGUUCUUGAAGAACCUCCAAGCUCAGAUACCGCCGGACGUCAAGGCGCAUUACAACUUCGACCGCCACCGCACCCUUCUUCUUUCCAUACUACGCAUCUUCAUUCUCGACUCUCCCUACAACACCAGCUUCGGUCUCCAGUCUGGCUCCUCCAAAGGCACUGCCCGUAAAUCAACAACAACCUUCGACACCUCCCGCACCGUCUACAUCGCCUUCCCCGACGCUUCUCCCUACAUCUACAUCUCCAAACCCCAACUCCUUUCUGGCUCCGCCCCUGCCACUGGCUCUUCCUUAGGAGCCAAGACUCCGGGAAUCAACACCACAGCCGGCGAAGCCAAAUCCCUCCAGCACUUGCUGCUGGUCGGCAUCCCCGCCGCUUUAUCCCGUCCCCGCCAGCGCUUUUGCUUGAAACCAACUAGCCUAGCCACUCGCAACCUCAACGAGCUUCUGGACCGCCGCGGUGGCGCAAACACGAGACAGGGAGCAGCAGGUGGGGGAUGGAGUAUUUACGCUGAUGAAAUGCGCGAUAAGGGAAAGGGGAAAAGAGGGAAUAGGGAGACGCCGUUGGAUACUGUUUUGCCUUCGCCUCCGCUUUCUGAAGAGGAGGGUGAUAAGGAGGAGGAACAUGGAGCUGGAAGGGGGGAAAUGGGCCUUGGGGAAAAGAGGUUGGAGCCGCCGCUCUCACCUGGCGCAAAGAGGGAAGAGAGGGAGAGAAAAAGGAGGAAACUAGUGGCUAAAGCAAGGUUUGCUGAUACCGGACUGGUGGGAGACGGUAAAGGCGUGGAGAGGGUAGACAUCAUUCUCGAAGACGAGUUUCCCUCUUCUUCCACCCAGCCUUCCUCUUCCUCUUCCUCUUCUUCUUCCUCUUCUUCGUCCCGAGACAGAGACAAAGACAGAGAAAGAGACAGAGAAACCCCCGGUGAUAGGGGGUCUGGGUCUAGUAGCUCCACCGGUGCAGCAACUACAGCAGAGAAGCAGGAAGAAUGGCGACCAAAUGUCAAACUAACCUUCCACGGCUCGCACGUCUUUGCGGGCAUCAGGCAGCUGGUUGAAGCGGGGAUUAUUGAUGGAGAGAGAAUGCCGGGGUGGUUGACCGGGGAGGAGGGGGUUACUGUUGGGAAGGUUAGGGAGGGGAGGAUAAGGGGGAAUAAGGGGAGUGGACUUUGA